AUGGAAAAAUAUUCGUGUGAACUUUAUAUUAUAAAUGCUGGUCGUGGUGAUGCCGCAGUUUUUAUAGAACAACAUAAAAAUGGAAAAGCCCGCGUUAGUACUAUGAUCGAUUGUGGGCCAUACGAAGCCAGUCCGCGAUUUAUUAAGCUGCUGGAAUUCUUGGAUCUUAUACAGAUUUCAGAUACUGUUCAAGAUAAGAUAAUAUUGGAUAAUUUAAUAUUAACACAUCAAGAUAAAGAUCAUACACAACUUAUUGGGACACUGCUACGUAACAACGCUAAGAUCGAGAUAGAAAACAUUUAUGUCAGUAGCGGAUGUCUAUCACUCACCUGGCUCAAAGAGUUAGCUCCAAAGUACGAAAAAACAAAGGCUACUUCUUUCUACGACUUCCCAUUUCUUCAUAUUGCUGGACAAAGAUAUUCUGACAAGAACAAUGACGAGAUCUAUCAUUAUUAUAAGUCGUUUUCAAGCAAUGAAGGAAUAAUUGUGAGGGGAGCACACCGUACACCUGAAAUAGAUUCCAAUAAGGAGAAUGCAGAAUCCAUAUUGACAUAUUAUGUUCAUCCGGAAUAUAAAGAUACCAAAAGAAUCCUUUUCACCGGUGAUUCUCAAGCUGAAAUCGUGAAGAAACGAUGUAACGAUUCUAAGAUAAAACUCAAUGGUUUACUAUUAUUUAAAGUCCCUCAUCAUGGCAGCCGAUUCAAUAAUUUUGAUCCAUUAAAUGGUUAUCAUGAAAAGUUUAUUUUGAAAGAUAUGCGCGUAAAAUAUGUCAAUCGAGCAAUUGGAAUAUUUAUGAUUUGUUAUCAUGAACAAUCUCAAAAGAAUAAAGACAAGUUAACUCAUGACCACACUGAAUGGUAUGAUCGGUUUGCCUCAAAUAUGAGGAAAGGCUUAGCCGAUGCGUCGAAAAGUUGGACUUAUCAGAACAUUAUUCAAGAAACCUUAUCUAAUGACAUCAUGAUAAAAAUAAUGAAUGGAAUAAUCCAGUUAUGCAAGGAUGUUGCAUCGGAAUUUGGAAUUGAGCAAAUGUCGGAUGAUAAAAUUGAAAGAAUCCAAAAUAUGUGUAAAAGAUUCAAAAGUUUUCUUCCUCCAAAUAUGCAUGACGAUGUAAUAGAGUUCCACAAUGCGGUAUUAACCACUCAAAAAUUUCUUCUACGCGAUUUUUUUGGGUACAACCAAUUUAUGUCUUCUUUAUGGUGGCGACACUUAGUUGCUCUUUUCUACAAGGAAGUCAAUGCUUCGAAUUAUGUUAUAUCUUGUUACGAUGAAUAUGGUCAUCCACAUAUGGAAACAAUUGCUGGAAUUAUUCAAGCAGCUCAAGUUGCUCCGUAUGAAAGUGUAACGAUUUUGAUAACUAAUACCAGUACUAAUUUACUUGGCAAAGAGUCACUACUUCGAACUGAAAUGCCAGAGAUAGCAGGUGAUACUCUUCCACUCGACACAAUUUUGGAAGAAAAUCAUGGACUUUUAUCGAAGAAUCGUAAAUAUUGGCUCUUGAUGCAAAAUGAUGGUAACCUCGUUAUAUAUACAAAUGUGUAUUUGAAAGGUGUAACAUCAAUUUACAAUUUUGGCUAUGGCCCAUCCACUAGAUUGAACCCCUAUUUUCUAGCUAUAAUGCCGGAUGGCUUCCUUGUCGUUAGUGAUACAGAUAAACAUAUAUAUUGGGCAUGGCCAGAGACAUUAACAACAAAAGAAAUACCGGCUAAGAUGGUCAUACAAGAUGAUGGAACACUUUGUCUCUACAGCGAAAACGGUGUUGCUAUGUGGACAUUGAACUUUUUACGUAAUAUUUUUCACUGA
Molecule: messenger RNA, 1800 nt
Organism: Adineta ricciae
Lineage: Eukaryota; Metazoa; Rotifera; Eurotatoria; Adinetida; Adinetidae
Source: the annotation of a GenBank genome assembly